Chelmon rostratus (copperband butterflyfish) is the source of this 4183-nucleotide messenger RNA. RefSeq names its product zinc finger, RAN-binding domain containing 3 (gene zranb3). Gene Ontology annotation, molecular function: zinc ion binding; ATP-dependent chromatin remodeler activity; nucleic acid binding. The coding region runs from base 122 to 3586 and encodes 1154 amino acids. The record is from RefSeq and is a predicted model, not a curated record. Gene Ontology annotation, biological process: DNA repair; replication fork processing. The transcript has 22 exons. Lineage: Eukaryota; Metazoa; Chordata; Actinopteri; Chaetodontiformes; Chaetodontidae. Gene Ontology annotation, cellular component: nuclear replication fork.
UCUCUCGACUUCCGGUGCAUGCGCUAGCGUUAGCUGAAGAUGCGCUACAUCAUUACUUAGUCAGCCCAGAAUCAGAGCCAGCUGACUGAGCAAGGACUGAGAAACUGAUGAGGACUUACUAAUGGAAAUGGAUAAUAAUGGCCUACAGACCUCUUGCUGUGAUACAAGAUGGUCACAGCAACUGUCAGGCCUUCCUCACAAGCUCCUGCAGCGCCUGAUGCCUUUCCAAAGAGAAGGAGUGGAGUUUGCCUUAUCGAGGAAUGGACGAUGUAUGAUUGCUGAUGAGAUGGGUCUUGGGAAGACGGUGCAGGCCAUCGCGGUGGCGUACGCCUUCAGGCAGGAGUGGCCCCUCCUGGUGGUGGUGCCCUCGUUUCUGAAAUAUCCCUGGAUCGAAGAGCUGGAGAGGUGGAUCCCCGAGCUGCAGCCUGGGGACAUCAACCUGGUGGAGAACAAGAGCCACACCAUGGGCAUCAGCAGCAGCAAGGUGACGGUGCUGGGCUACGGCCUGCUCACUACAGAUGCACGCCACCUGGUGGAGGCUCUGAGCAGGCAGCGGUUUGCGGUGGUCGUGGUGGACGAGUCGCAUUACCUCAAAUCCAGGAAUGCGGCCCGGACGAAGAUUCUGGUGCCUCUCAUUCAGAGCGCCAAGCGGGCCAUCCUACUCACCGGCACCCCGGCCCUGGGUCGGCCUGAAGAGCUUUUCAUGCAGAUUGAUGCCGUUUACCCCAAGAGGUUCGGCACCUGGACUGACUAUGCCAAGAAAUACUGCAACGCCCAUUACAGGUACUUUGGGCCUCGCAGGCAGUGGGACUGUCGCGGGGCAUCCAACCUGGGGGAGCUGCACCAGCGGCUGGGCCAGAUCAUGAUCCGUCGUCUCAAGGCUGAGGUGCUCAGUCAGCUGCCGCCCAAAAUCCACCAGCGCAUCCCCUUCGACCUGCCCAAGGAGGCUGCAAAGGAGGCCUCAGCCAGCUUCGCCGAGUGGGAGCGACUGAUGAAGGGGCUGAGGUCAGGGGUCGUCACCACGGACAGCCCCUUCACUCAGGUCAUGGGCCUGGUCACACAGAUGUACAAGCAAACAGCUAUCGCCAAGGCAGGAGCUGUGAAGGACUACAUUAAGAUGAUGCUGGAGGCAGAGCAGCUGAAGUUCCUGGUGUUCGCCCACCACCUCACCAUGCUGCAGGCCUGCACCGAGGCCGUCAUCGAGGCCAAGGCUGGCUAUAUCCGUAUCGAUGGCAGUGUCCCAGCCUCAGAACGAAUCCAGCUGGUCAACAAGUUCCAGAGUGACCCGGAGAUACGAGUGGCCGUCCUAAGCAUCCAGGCAGCCGGUCAGGGUUUGACCUUCACCGCCGCCACCCAUGUGGUGUUUGCCGAGCUCUACUGGAACCCCGGCCACAUCAAGCAGGCUGAAGAUCGAGCCCACCGCAUCGGGCAGACGUCCUCAGUCAACGUGCACUACCUCAUUGCCAAGGGCACCUUUGACACUGCCAUGUGGUCCAUGCUCAAUAGAAAGGAAAAUGUGACCGGCAGCACCCUGAAUGGCAGGAAGGAAUAUCUGAAGGCCGACGAGGGCGACAAGGACAAGUGGGAGUUCCUCAACUUUGCGGACGCGUGGACGCCGAAUGAGAUGGUGCUGCCGCUGGAGGGAAACACAGGAGAUGUCAAAGACGACAUGUUCUUCAGUCAUUUUGAGAAAGAAAAGCAGCACAGCAUUCGCUCCUUCUUCUCCCCGAGUGCCAGCAAGGAGAAGAAGAGGAAGAGAACAGAAGAUCAAGAGACGUCUUCCAUCUCUUCAGAUACGACUGCAGCACCAACUGGCAGCGGCACAAACUCCGAGAAGAGGGAGGAGAAGAAAGAAAUGUCCUGCUCCCUGUCCCCCGCCUUGCCCGACCAGGACUUCUCCCCCCAGCUGAAGAGGCUCCGGAUGCCACAACCCAGCCUGAGCCCAAAGUCCCGAUUUGGGGCGAGGCGGAGGUCGACGGCUGCGGGGAUCGACUCCGGCAGCCCCGGCGCCCCGGUGUCUUUCAUGGCCCCGCGGAAGCUGUCGCAACCCGACUCUCCCACUGAGUCCUGGAGCUGCGGGUCCUGCACCUACUCCAACAGCAGCCUGUUGCCUUACUGCGAGAUGUGCGAGUUCCCACGCUCGUCCUCUGCUGCUGGGUCAGAGCCACCCAGGCCUCGGCAGCCCCCCUCACCCGAGCGGGACCGGGCAUGCGUCGUCCUCUCCAGCACCGACAGCGAGCCAGAGCUCAGCCGGGGAAAAGCCCGGCCUCCGAAAACGCGCGAAGACAAACAGAGCGAGGAGGAGGAGGAGGAGGAUGAGCCUCCGAAAGACAAACAGAAACUAGGAGAAGCAGAGGAGGAGGAGGACAAGCGGCAGCUCAAAGGCAAACAAUCAGCGGGAGAGCGAGGCGACAACGUCGCUGGCGGUGGCGACCGCCUCCCCCCUGACCACACACAGGACCGGAGAGCAGCGGCGUGCCUGUCUUCUGCUGCUGAUGCUAAUGACGACGAUGAGGGCAACGGUGGAGAUGACGCCAGCACCGCCCAUCCCGUCUACCCGGGCCUGCAGUUCUGCGCCAGCCAGUACACGGACCGAAUAUAUCUUUAUUCCAAGGACGGUGCUCCGUUGAACUUGAGCUUCAUCCCUCUGGACAUCAAACUAACCAACUGGGACGACCUGCCCGAAGCCUUCAGCCAGCGCCGGGAAAAUCGAAUACAGGUGCUGAGGUUCGUUCAGGAGUGGAGCAGCCUGGCAGCCAUGAAGCAGAAACUGCUUCGACGCAGCAGCCUCCUCUUCCACAGCCCCAGUCUUGGCUUGCAGCAGCUGGCCGCCGCCCAGCGCCCUCACUCGAGCACCAAGAGGUACCUCAGUAAAGACGAGGUGGCUCAGGCCUCCCUGAGCAAGGCCCAGCAGGAGGGAGGCAGCAUCCGACUGGUCACCAAGGAAAACUUCUUCGUGAAGAGGAGGUCUGCCGCCUCACUAGCACCACCCGUUUCAGAGAGGCAGGACAAGGAUUCCUGUAGGACAGCGGAGGAGCAGCCGUCAUCAGAGUCCGGUUACCUGCAGGCAGUGGACAGUGACGGGGUCCCUCUGUGUCUGUCCUGCCAGCAGGCCUGUCCUACCACUGGUGGGGCCUGGGACACUCGAUUCUGCAGCCACAAGUGUCAGGAGGAGUUCCAGUUGCGCACCAGCCAAACGUACAUGCGCUCGCGGGUGCUUGAGGCGGAGCAGGGCAUCUGUCAGCACUGCGGCCUCCACGCCCACGACCUGUUCCUGAAAGUGCGCGCCGCCCCGCCCUCCCAGCGCAAGGAGAUGCUGGAGAACACAUGGCUCGCCCAGCUGUCACUCAAACAGCUGAAUGAGAUGAUCCGCGCUCCGGUCGAAGGGGAUUUCUGGCAGGUCGACCACAUCCGGCCGGUCUACAGCGGAGGAGGACAGUGCACUCUGGACAACCUGCAGACGCUCUGCACCGUCUGCCACAGGGCCAGGACGGCUCAGCAAGCCAAAGAACGGAGCCAGAUGAGGAAGAGCGCUGCAGCCUCCAAGGUUGCGUCAGACAUCAGGAGGUUCUUCAUCAGGAAAUGAAAUGGAGGUUUAGUAGUGGAUGUAUGGGUGUAAAAUUUCCUGAAAUCAAAUUGAACCCUCGCUGGUGUGAUUUCUGAAAUGCAUCAUGAUUUUUAAGUAACAAAACUCACAUUAAAGUCAAUCAAAUCAGAAAUGCCUUUCACUCUGAUCGAUUAGGAUAAAAAGCUGGAUUUCCUUUGAAAUCCCUACUUUUCUUCUCCUUCACUUUGCGACGAUAGCGGUGUCCUGCUGGUUGUAGCUGUGGAGAAUUGCUUAAAAAACAGUGACGACUGCGUCAAAUGCAAAUUCAGCCAACUCCCCUCUCGUCCCCGAACCGUCACAAGUGCGGUAGUUGUGAUUUAUGACGGCCCCUUUUUUGCUCGAGGCUGAAAUGGAGCAGGUUGUUUAGAGAGAUGCUGCUAUUUUAAGAUUUUGCAAACUUGGUGGAAAGUAGCAGGUGAGGGAUGAAUCAGGGGCUUUGUGAUUAAAACUCCACGGCAGAAAACAUGCGUGUCCUCAUUGGCGCCCUCAACAAGUGGCGCCUCUUUCUUUUUGGAAGAUAGAUGAAUGCUUCUCGUCAAAUAAAAACCUAUUUUCAUCUAUUUCAUGUUGUCUUCU